This is a messenger RNA of Doryrhamphus excisus (bluestripe pipefish), 836 nucleotides long. RefSeq names its product troponin T2d, cardiac (gene tnnt2d). Gene Ontology annotation, molecular function: troponin C binding; troponin I binding; tropomyosin binding. The record is from RefSeq and is a predicted model, not a curated record. Gene Ontology annotation, biological process: regulation of muscle contraction; cardiac muscle contraction; sarcomere organization. Gene Ontology annotation, cellular component: troponin complex. NCBI's taxonomy places the organism in Eukaryota, Metazoa, Chordata, Actinopteri, Syngnathiformes, Syngnathidae.
AUGUCCGACACAGAAGAAGUAGUCGAUGAGGAAACCCAGUAUGUCCCCGCUCGUAACGACAAGGAAGAUGAAUCCAAACCCAAGCCAAAAUUCAUGUCAAACAUCGGCGCCCCAAAGAUCCCGGACGGCGGCGAGAAAGUAGACUUUGACGACAUCCACAGGAAGCGUCAAGAGAAAGAUCUGUCGGAGCUUCAGUCUCUGAUCGAGGCCCACUUCAUCCAGAGGAAGAAAGAGGAAGAGGAGCUGAUCGCCCUGGUCAACAGAAUAGAGAAGCGGCGUGCCGAGAGAGCGGAGCAGCAAAGGAUCCGAGCCGAGAGGGAGAAGGAGAGGCAGGCCCGGCUGGCCGAGGAGAAGGAGCGCAGGGAGCUGGAGGAGCAGCGCAAGAAGCUGGAUGAAGACGCCAAGAAGAAGAAGGUCCUCUCCAACAUGACCCAGCAGUACGGCGCCGGACAGAAGAGCGAGAACAGAAGAGGAGGCAAGAAGCAAACGGAAAGAGAGAAAAAGAAGAAAAUCCUGGCCGAGCGCAGGAAGGCGCUAAACAUCGACCAUCUGAGUGAUGACAAACUUAAGGAGAAAGCCAACGAGCUGUGGCAGUGGCUGAUGGAAUUGGAGAUGGAAAAGUAUGACCUGAAUGAAAAAUUUAAAAAACAAAAGCUAGACAUCAACCUGCUGCUGGUUCGAGUCCAGGAUCACCAGAGUACCAAAGGUCGCGGCAAGGGCAAGAUGGGGGCCCGGCUGAGGUAAAGCGGACUGCCCCCCUCCCCCAGGAAGGUGACAGCAAAACGCCGCGAGUCAAAGCAUCCAUAUUUCAUAUGAAUAAACCGAUCCAUAAGCUU